UUAACAUUCUAAUUGCCACAUUCCUUUUGGUUAUUGAAUAAAAAAAAAAUCCCCAAAGCUUUGGAAUUUCAUGGAAUUAGUCAUUUUGUUGGCUCUCAUUUGCUUUCUCCUCCUCUACUGCUUGAGAAAAAACGAUGAGUCUCCAAAGAGUUUCCCGCUUAUCGGGAUGAUGCCGGAGCUUCUCCUCAACAUUCAUCGGACCCACGAUUGGUGCACCGAGACCCUGGAGAGAUGUAAUGGCACUUUUGUUUUUGCAGGCCCUUGGUUUUCCAACAUGAACAUGAUUUACACUUGCGACCCUUCCAACAUUCACUACAUAAUGAGCUCCAAUUUCAAUAACUACCCUAAGGGACCAGAAUACCAGAAGAUAUUCGAUGUUUUGGGAGAUGGGAUUUUCAAUGCAGACAUGGAUUCCUGGAAAAACCAGAGGAUAACCAUUCAACGAUUCAUCAAACAUCAUCUGUUCCACAAGUUUUUGCUCAGGACUACUCUUGCCAAGGUCGAAAAGGGGCUGAUUCCGGUCAUUGAUCAUGUUGCUAAACAUGAUUUGGUUGUAAACUUGGAAGAUGUUUUCCAAAGGUUCACUCUUGAUUCUGUAUGCAUCUUGGUUACCGGCUAUGAUCCUGAUAGCCUCUCCCUUGAAUUGCCUCGAGUUCUUUUCUGUAAGGCUGUGGACGAUGUCGAGCGAGCAGUGUUUUAUCGGCAUGUCAGGCCGGGGAGUUUUGUUAAGUUGCAGAAGUGGUUGAACAUGGGACAUGAACAAAAGUAUAAACAGGCAUGUGAAGUUCUCGAUGAUGUAAUAGCUACAUAUAUACGCCGGAAAAGGAAAGAACUGGAUGAGGUGAACGAUGAAGACGGAGUUGAUCUAUUAACAUCAUACAUAACCGAAGAGAAAUCGACUGGUUUCAAAUGUGAUGAUAAGUUCUUAAGAGACGCCAUUUUGAAUAUGAUGGUUGCAGGGAGGGACACAACUAGCUCUGCUCUCACUUGGUUCAUCUGGCUGGUUUCGAGGCAUCCGAUAGCCGAAAACAAGAUCAUAGAAGAGCUCGAAUCGAAAAUUCCCAAAGAGGAAACCGGAAAAAGGCGGUUGUUUGAAGUGGGGGAGGUGAAGGAUUUGGUUUACCUACAUGCAGCAUUGUGCGAGGCAUUAAGGUUGUAUCCACCCGUUCCUUUCAACCACAAGGAACCUGUCGAACCAGACGUGCUUCCGAGCGGGCAUCCGGUUCAUCCGAAGAUGAAAAUCUUGAUAAAUUUGUAUUCGAUGGGGAGGAUGAAAUCGGUGUGGGGAGAAGAUUGCUUGGAAUUCAAGCCUGAAAGAUGGAUUGACGAGCGAGGAGGGAUUAAGCAUGAGCCAUCGUACAAGUUCUCGUGCUUCGGUGCAGGGCCGAGGAUAUGUUUAGGGAAGGAGAUGGCGUUUGCUCAGAUGAAAGCCGUGGCAUCUGCUAUACUUUACAACUACCGCAUUCAUGUAUCGGAAGAAACUCCAGUUAUUCCGGCCAUAUCCGUCAUCCUGCACACCAAGAAUGGACUCGUGGCUAGGAUCUCCACCAGAUGGGACUAGACCAAAUGCAUCAAAGUGAAAGUUGAAUAAAAGGAAUAUUGUUCUUCCUAGGUGAUUUGAGUUUAAACAGUUUUAUUUAUUAGUAUGCCCGAGAUUAAUCAAAUUUAACAUCAGACACAAAUUAUACGAUCAAAUAACUAAGUUUGAUGUUUUUUUUUUGUA
Hibiscus syriacus is the source of this 1723-nucleotide messenger RNA. RefSeq names its product alkane hydroxylase MAH1-like. NCBI's taxonomy places the organism in Eukaryota, Viridiplantae, Streptophyta, Magnoliopsida, Malvales, Malvaceae. Gene Ontology annotation, molecular function: monooxygenase activity; heme binding; oxidoreductase activity, acting on paired donors, with incorporation or reduction of molecular oxygen. Bases 71 to 1561 code for a protein of 496 amino acids. The transcript has a single exon. The record is from RefSeq and is a predicted model, not a curated record.